Molecule: messenger RNA, 990 nt
Organism: Candida tropicalis MYA-3404
Lineage: Eukaryota; Fungi; Ascomycota; Pichiomycetes; Serinales; Debaryomycetaceae
Gene: RPN8
Product: proteasome regulatory particle lid subunit
Exons: 1
Coding region: 1-990 (329 amino acids)
Biological process (GO): proteasome-mediated ubiquitin-dependent protein catabolic process
Cellular component (GO): proteasome complex; proteasome regulatory particle
Molecular function (GO): protein binding; metallopeptidase activity
Source: RefSeq, a predicted model, not a curated record
AUGUCUACCGCAGCAAUUAGCACAAAUGAAUUGACACUUUUGGAUAAAACAGUUGUUGUUUCACCAUUGGUUUUAUUAUCCGUAGUGGACCACUAUAACAGAGUUGCCAAAGACUCCAAGAAAAGAGUAGUUGGUGUGAUAUUAGGUGAUAAUUCAACAGACACUAUCAAAGUGACCAAUUCUUAUGCAAUUCCAUUUGAAGAAGACGACAAGAAUCCAGGUGUUUGGUUUUUGGAUCAUAACUUCAUAGAUUCUAUGGGUGAAAUGUUUAAAAAGAUCAAUGCUAAAGAAAAGUUAAUUGGUUGGUACCACUCAGGACCAAAAUUAAAAUCAUCAGAUUUAAAAAUUAAUGAAGUUUUCAGAAGAUAUACUACAGAUCCAUUAUUAUUAAUUGUUGAUGUUCAUCCAAGAGAAGUUGGAAUUCCUACAGACGCCUAUUUUGCAGUUGAUGAUAUUAAGAAUGAUGGAUCUUCAACUACCGAAAAGACAUUUGUUCAUGUACCAUCCAUAAUUGAAGCUGAAGAAGCUGAAGAAAUUGGUGUUGAACAUUUGUUAAGAGAUAUAAGAGAUCAAGCAGCUGGUAAUUUAUCCUUGAGAGUUACCCAGACUUAUCAAUCUUUAUUAGGUUUACAUCAGAAACUUAGAGAAAUUGCUAAUUAUUUGGACAAAGUUUACUCUAAGAAAUUACCUAUAAAUCAUACUAUUUUGGGUAAAUUACAAAAUGUGUUUAACUUGUUACCAAAUUUAGUACAACCAUUGGGUGCUGAUAAGUCAAAUGAUUCAAGUAAUGCUUUGGCAAGUGCUUUUACAAUUAAAACAAACGACGAAUUGAUGAUCAUAUACAUUAGUACCUUGGUUCGAGCUAUUAUAGCAUUCCAUGACUUGAUUGAAAACAAGUUGGAAAAUAAGAAAUUGAAUGAAAACAAAAACUCAAACACAUUAGCUGAUUUAUCAUUGAAUGAUGAUAAAAAGGAAUCCAUAGAAGAGUAG